Molecule: messenger RNA, 1000 nt
Organism: Saccoglossus kowalevskii
Lineage: Eukaryota; Metazoa; Hemichordata; Enteropneusta; Harrimaniidae
Product: NADH dehydrogenase [ubiquinone] 1 alpha subcomplex subunit 11-like
Biological process (GO): mitochondrial electron transport, NADH to ubiquinone
Cellular component (GO): mitochondrial inner membrane; respiratory chain complex I
Source: RefSeq, a predicted model, not a curated record
GUCCCAGGUCAACCCGGUCGACAUUUUCUCUCGUCGGUUCUGUGAUAUAUAAGUUUUGUUGUCCUUACAUUAUUGCAGCCAUGAGUUACUUUAAAGAACCUGACGGUAAAGAUUGCCUCGGGAAGACUGCAUUUACGACAAAAGUCGCAACGGCGGGAGGUUUAGCUUCUAGUAUGUAUGCCUAUUUAUUCAAAUAUGGUAAACUGACGCCAGUGCAAGGAUUAAUCAAUGGAGGAAAUAUUACAUUAACAAUGGCGGCCCUUGGUGCUGUGUUUGGAGCAACUACUUGUAUAUCAACAUCAGUGAGGGGAAAAGAUGGCAGGUUAAAUUACUUCAUUGGUGGUUGUACAACAGGGGCUUUACUUGGAGUCAAAGCACAUAGCUAUGCUGUUGGGUUUGGUGCAUGUGCUGGAUUUGGUAUUAGUGCUGCUUUGUACAAACACGGAAAGAUGGAAGACUGGCCUUUUGUAAUUCAAGACCCCAGAUAUUAAUUAACACUUCCUUUGAAUGCACUGAAAUAUUUGUUUUUUUUGUAAGAAAAGUAAAUGGAAUUUUAGGUUUUCCCUGAAAAGCUGUAAUUUAUGUGUGACGUGUGCAUCUUUAGGUGCUUGCCGCUGAAAGCUUGUAAUGAAACAGCACCAACUAGAGAUGAAAGUGUUCAAACCUAUUCCAGAUUUGGUGAGGGCACUAUUAUGUGGUCUUUGUAGUGUUAGACACCAAUGACCAUGCAUGCUCCAUACUUUUUUAGAUAAAUACAAGAUUGAGAAUACCCUUUCCAAAUCACCUAGUUGUAUGUGUAUCAUGGUGCAAAGUAAACAACAAAUUGGAGUAAGAAAAAUGGCACAAUUUUCCUUUUGUAUAUCACUACUGACUGUUUACCAUCCUAAGGGCUGAUUUGUUUUGAUUAAUUCUACCGACUAUGUACAGAUAAUUAUUGGAAAUAUUCUAGAAGUUCAUCAUGUUAAUUUGGUUUUAAUAAAAUCUAUUUGACCAAAUUGUA